UAUUGAAUGUAAAAAGAAGCGUAGAAUUCAGAACUUCAUACUUUGCUUAGUAUGGAGUUCAUAACUUCGUACCUAAACCCCUCAUGAAUGAAUGGUUACUUUUGACAAAGAAAAGAAAAAGCAUUUCUAAAGACAGAAAGUUUUAACCAACAGUAAUGGUCGAGCUCCAACUGCCACAAUUAUUGAAUGUAAAAAGAAAUUUCACAAUCAAAUCGCGUGUAGUAUAGUCCUAAAUCAGCACUAUAUAUCUCAAAAAUCAGAAUGGGAGUAGCAACGAACUAGCAAGCCAGUGCAAUUCCCAAAAUUCUAGGGUUUACAGAAAUGUCAAAAGAAUCGAUUGAGAUGUGCGAAGAAUUACCAGUAAUGGACAUGAAUUGUUGCGAGCAUCUGAGCGAAUCGAGUCGAUUGAGUCUGUACAAGGCGUGUAACGAAUGGGGACAUUUCUACAUCAAAAACCAUGGCGUUUCCAAGGAGCUGUACUGGAAACUCAGAGCCGUUACCGACGAACUGUUGACGGCGGUGCCGGAAGAGGCAAAGGAAAGGAAAUUGAAAGUAGGAGUUUCUUGGUACACUCCUAGAUUUAAAUUGUCGCCUUACGCUGAAAGCUUCAAGUUUUUGGGACCGAUUUUUUCAGAUUCUGCCUCCGAUUUAGGGUUUACGGAACAAGUCUUCGGCCACCGCGUCACUCAAUUCAGGAAUCUACUUGAUGAAUAUGGAAGUAUAAUGAUAGAACUAUCAAGAAGAAUAAUGAAGCUAUUACUAAAGAUGAUGGGAGAUAGUUUCGAGGACAAAUUUUACGAAUCUGAAUUCAGUAACUGCAAUGGCUACAUAAGAAUAAACAGGUACGCACCUCGAAACUCCAAUGAAGAAAUCGAAGCGUUUGGAAAGCACACAGACAUUAGUUGCGUGACGAUAUUAUUCCAAGACGAGAUCGGAGGUAUUCAAAUGAAAUCGAAACAAGGAGAUGAGUGGGUCGAUGUAAGACCUCUAGAGGAUGCCCUUUUGGUGAACAUUGGGGAUUUUUUACAAGCUUGGAGUAAUGAGAGGCUUAGAUCAACAGAACAUAGAGUUGUUUUGAAACAAAAUGCGGAGAGAUUCACUUUGGGUUUCUUUUUGGUAUUUGGGGACGAUGAUAGGGAACUAUAUGCCCCAAGUGAAGUUGUUGGGGAAGGAAAUAGAAGAGUUUAUAAGCCAUUUUCUACCAAAGAAUAUAGGGCAUUUAGGGAAAAUAAUUAUGGGAAAGUUGUUGGAGUACCGAUGAGAGAAUUUGCUGGAAUUGAUUUAGAGUGAAGUGGUGAAACAUCGAUAUUACAAAUGAAAAAAUAGUAUCAUUUGAGAGGUGUUCGUGGCUCGUACGGGCCAUUCUCCUAUGUUAUAAAAAUAUAUACUUUAGUUUUGAAA
Cucumis melo (muskmelon) is the source of this 1401-nucleotide messenger RNA. RefSeq names its product gibberellin 20-oxidase-like protein. The record is from RefSeq and is a predicted model, not a curated record. The coding region runs from base 322 to 1290 and encodes 322 amino acids. The transcript has 2 exons. Gene Ontology annotation, molecular function: dioxygenase activity. NCBI's taxonomy places the organism in Eukaryota, Viridiplantae, Streptophyta, Magnoliopsida, Cucurbitales, Cucurbitaceae.